UAUGUAUCAUGUAACGUGUCAGUGGUGAAGAAUUAAAUUAGGUUAUCAAUUAUUCACUGUGGUUAAUUGUCGUCGACAAUUAACGAAAAUCGUGGAUGAAUUUCAGUCUUGUUUAUACGAGUGUUUUGCAUACGUGGCAGCGUUCAGCACCAAUCAGAAAACGGGAGUUUUGAUAGGCGUGGCUUCGAACACGUAUACUUGCCUCUACGUCCGGCCGCCAUAAUUCUUGAGAAGAAAUCAUCGUGUGUGAAUUCUUGUCGUGAUUCUCGGUAGUAGACAAACAUAGUACGCUAUUCGUUCUACAUUCCUUGGCGGAGACGAACUACCGUAAAUAUUUCUCCCGAACGACGUAGACGUUAGAAAAAUGGAUGUCCAGACAGGAUUGGUGUACAUAGCAGUGGUAGUUAUUUCAGCAGCAGUUAUUGUUUUAGUAUCAAUGUUUGGUAUAAAAGAAAAGUCUUAUGAAGAGGCAAUUGCUGAACAGAGGAAACUACCUGAUGAUCUUUUAUUGAAUAAAAAAGAUAAAGGUAAAGAGAAAAAGCACAAGAAUAAGGGAGGGAAAAAAGUAAAAGAGAAGAAAGAAGAAAAGGAGGAAAGAGAUGAUAAAGAGGAAAAGCCAGAACAUGUUCAAUUUGACGAAAAUCCUCAUAUAUUGCCCUUAGAACCACUACUACGGGAGGGUAGCAAAGGAAGUAAGAAGAAAGGCAAGUCUGAAAAGGUAAAGUCAAUUCUUGUAAAUAAAGACGAGCCAUUGGUUAUUGUGACUGAAUUAAGUUCUUCACAACCCCCCUCGGAAGAGGCUAAUCAUUUUGAACUCAUUCAACCAAAGGACGACCUCGAACUCAUACGGAGUCAUAGUAAAGAAAAUUUACACCAAAUCAGUCAGUCUGAACCAGUUGUAAAUAAGUCUCCAAAGGAGACUCCAACAAAGGCAAAGAAAAAUGUGAAAGACUCUGUGAAAAAGAAGGAUGAAAAUGUUAAGGAAGAGAAGAAGGAAGAAAAGAAAGAAACAGCUGUAAAUGUUAAUGCUCAACCAAUUAUCAAUAAAGAUUCUCCAAAAGAAAUAAAAGAACAGAAAGAAACCCCUGUUAAAGAUACAAAAGAAACAGUGAAGGAAACUACACCAGCUGUUCAACCAUCAAAUAAAGAAUCUAAAAAGGCAAAGAAGAAGAAUGAUAUCUUGGCUCAAAUUGGUGGAGACAAAGAUGCUGUUAAUGUGUCCCUUUUGAUGCCUUUAGUUCAAAAAGCAGAGCUUAGCCGUUCUGAAAUACAAAUUUUAAUUGAUCAACUUUUAAAUAAACAGCUAGAUAAUCCGUCAGAACAUUCGGAAUGGACAGAAGGUCGUGCAGAUCCUGUCAUUAAAUUAAAAAAACAAUUGGCAGAAAAAGAGAAGGCCUUUGCAGAUGAACACGAAGCUAAUAUUGCUUUCCAAAAUAAACUGAAGGAAUUGCGAGCUGAACUUAAUUCUGAAAGGUCUAGAUUGUCAGCUAACGUACGACAGCUAGAAGAAGCAUUAAAUGCUAAGGUUACAGAAACCCAGACGUUACAUACCCGUAUGCAACACAUUUUAGAAAGUCAUGCCGCUGAAAAACAAGGAUUCACUCGACAGAUUGAACAAUUGCAAACUAAAGUAAAUGAAAACGCUGCGAUUAUUCAUAAGAUGCAAGAAGAUCAGGGACAAACUCAAGGCCAUCUGCAACAAGAACUGAUAGCACAGCGGAAACAAAUGGAAGUUCAGUUCGCACAAAUGCGUGAAAAUGAAAAUUCAUUGAAAACACAAUUAGCCCAGAAGCAUGUAGAAGUACAGGAAUUGCAAAGUGAAUUACAAGCAACUUGCGAGAGUAGCACUGCAGAGAUAGAAAUGUUACAGCAACAAUUAGGACUUAUGCAAGGACAAUUGAUGCAUUCAGAAGGACAGUUACAGCAUUUCAAAGAAGCUGGCGAUAGGUUGCAAGAUGUUGCUAGACAACUUGAGGAGUCUCAUCGUGCCCAUGCUGACUUGGAUCACAGAUUAAAAAGUGCUCAUCGUCAUGAACAAGACCUUCAAAAACAAGUAAACUCGUUACAGACAGAAUUAAAUGCUGCAAAAACAGAGGCUAAUGAUGCUUCUACAUUGAAAGCUGAAUUAAAUAAAGCUCAGUCGGAGUUAAUGAAGAUAAAAUCCGAAUUAUCAGUCUCUAUGAAUGAAGCGAAAUCUGAAGCAGCUGAAAUUACAGCCCUUAAAAUGACACUGGCAAAUAAAGAAGAAGAGUUCAAGAAAUCUCAAGACAAGCUUAACAAUGUACUAGUUGAAUUAAAACAGUCGACGGAAAAUGUAGCACAGUUAGAGGCACAAUUAGACACUGCACAAAAGAAAUUGAAUAUGAUGAAUAUCGACUUGGAAAAGGCAAUAGAAAGUGUGAAGAAAGCCGAGGACGAAGUCACCGUCUAUCGGAGUGACAUGCAAAAAUUGACAGAGGAACUGAAACAAACACAAGCCGAAUUAGAAAAUACUCGAGCAGAACUUACACCUGCAAAUGCAUCCGCUAAUGAAAUGAAAAUAUUGACAGUUGAAUUAAAUAGGUUACAAAACAAUGAAAAGAAAGCAGGCGAUACACAGUUACAGAUUACACGAUUGCAGGAAGAAAACGAUAGACUUUCUACACAGCUCGGGAAUCUCACGGAAUUGCAAAAACAACUUAAACAAUUGCAAGAAGAAAAUGAGUCAUUAGCAUCCCAGUUGGCAGCAACUACUGAACGACCAGCUGCAGAAGGCCGAGAAAAUGGAAUCGAUGACAAUGUUCAAAAGAAUGUGCAACUCGUAGAACAUGCUAAUCUGUUGGCCCAAAAGGAGAGUCAACUGAACGCCUUAAAGAUAGAAUUAACUCAUAAAGAAGCAGAACUCACUCAAUUAAAUGCUCAAGUUGAUGCAUUACGAAGUGAUGUAAAUAGUCAACGUAGUCUUGCUGCACGUUUAAACGAUGACUUAGAAGCACAAAGAUCUAAAAAUAAUGAGGUUACACAAAAAGUAAAAGUGGAACAAGAAGAUUUAACAAAAGCUUUCUUACAAAGGAUAUUCCCAGAAAUAAAAGUAUCUGAAAAGUCACAUGAUCAAUGGCUCAGAGUUUUUGAAGAAAAAGUGAACACAGUUUUGAUUGAAAUAAAGAAGAAAAAUCUAGGUAACAUGCAUUCAGAUUUGGAGAAACAAAAUAAAAACUUACAAGACAUGGUUACACAUUAUAAACAAAUUAUUGAUGAUACAGAAGGUAUGCUUAAUAAGCUUCAGAGUCAUGUAGAGUCAGAAGAAACAAGAUGGGAAUCUCAACUUCGGCAAAAGGAAAAUGAAGUUGUGAAUCUCAGGCUUGAGUUACAAAACAAGGUAGCAGAGUUGGAAACCAGAUUAAAGGAUGAUAACUCUUUUAAAGAACAAGCUAAUGCUGAUUUACUGACUCUUAGAUCUACAUCACAAUCAGUUUCAACUGAAGGAAAUACUCAUGAUUUAAUAGCAUUGGAAAAACUUCAAGAGGAAAAAUCGCGCUUAUCGGAAGAACUUGAGUCAGAAUGUCAUAAAAGAGCAACGUUAGAUACGGAAGUGACUAAGUUACGUUCUCUAGUUGCGCAACUUCAGCAAGAAGUAUCACAGCUUAAGAAUGAAGUUAGCGGAGGUUGUAGCAGUUCGGAACAGUCAGUGUUAAAUGGGCCACCAACUUCUGAGUGUUCUAAUUCCGAGCCACCGUUAGCAGCACAGACUCUGAUAGCUGCAUUAGAAAAUACUCUUCUCAAGAAUACAGAGCUCGCAAAUUGUUCCAUAACCAAGUCUGUAAAUUUGGUUCAGUCUCAACGAGAAAUUGACAACAGCCCCCUUUCAACAAAAUACUCCUCCACAUCUUGUCAUACGACAGAUAAAGACACACAGGCUUGCUGGAGUCCCUUGGUGAACCAGCAGCAUAAAAAGCACAAGAAAAAAAGGAAGUCCACUAAGAAAUCCAUGGCAAAACGGCGCAGAUUCGCAGGGUGGUUCAAGAAAAAAAUAACUUCAAAGAACAAACUACGCUAACGAAGCGCGAAGCCAGAUGAUUCAAAAAGGAAAUCCAAGUGAAAUCGCAUAUGCCCCCCACGCUCUAUAAGACAUAAAUGGUAAACUUUGCUACU
Dufourea novaeangliae is the source of this 4131-nucleotide messenger RNA. Its product is annotated as putative leucine-rich repeat-containing protein DDB_G0290503. The coding region runs from base 365 to 4036 and encodes 1223 amino acids. Lineage: Eukaryota; Metazoa; Arthropoda; Insecta; Hymenoptera; Halictidae. Gene Ontology annotation, cellular component: endoplasmic reticulum membrane. The record is from RefSeq and is a predicted model, not a curated record. The transcript has 17 exons.